UCUCAGUUGGCUGCCGAGCUUUGCAGAGCUCCCGCCGCGGCGCCACGGUCCGGUACCCGGGCCACCCACCGGGCGGUGGGCCCUGCUUGGCCCCCAGCUCUGCAAAGCCCCGAAGGUACAUCCACCUAGGAGCCGGGCAGUUCGAGCACGAGGCCAGCAGCGACAGGGGCGGGCGGCGGGAUGGCGGCGGCGGGGAGCGUCCGGCGGCGAGUUUCCCAAGAAAGCUGAACUUAUCCCAAGUUUCAUGUGCAUCAGCUUGCACCCGGCGAGUCGGUGGCGAGCUCUUUCCGUGCGGGUGGUCUUUGGGCGCGGGAGAGACGAGGCGGUGAUUGGAUUAAUCCGCGUGGGCGCAGCCCGGACCGGAUUCUGUCCCGGAUCGUGCAGCGCGGAGCGCGCAGUGUUGCCCUAGAAAGGGCGGGUAAGUGACGCGCAGCAGCGGGGCGACCGCCGGCCUCGGAGUGCGCGUCUUUGCGAGGCGUGCCGAGGAGCCUGGAGUCCAAGUUCCAUGACUUCUUCCCUCUUUAGGCGAGACUAGCUGGGUGCUGUGCCUCGCGGGGCUCACCCCCAGGCUUCGCGAUGGACGGCGAGAGCGAAGUGAAUUUUUCCAGCAACAGUUUAACCUCUUCGUGGCGGAGGAGGUCGACCCCUCAGCCGCAGAUGCUGGGCCGGAGCAAGCCGAGACCCCAGUCUUACCAGAGCCCGAGCGGGUUGCUGAUCACGGAUUUCCCGGUGGAGGACCGGGGCCCGCUCCCCGUGGCGCAGACUCCCUCCCAGGUGCCCACCGCUUCGGACGGCAGGACGGUCCAGAGGAGCCCUCUGCUUCUGUGCACCCAUCGGAGGCCGGUGACCAACGGGAGGACGGUCUCCCCGGAGUACCGGGCUGUCUCUCCUCGGCUCCGACGCCUGAAGUCACCGCAGACCCCCAAAGGGGCGUUGGGGGGCUCCCCGAAACCCCCAGAGAAUGGUACAGUGAUUCCGCCCGCGCCGCAGCGGCUGCGCCCCCCACCCUCUCCUAACGCGUCCGCCCCCUGCAGCCCAGAGGGAGACCGGGUCGGACCGACUGCCAGCCCCCUGCCUGCGCCCGCUGCGAACGGGCUCACUUGUCACGUCGACUCCCCAGGCUGCCGUUUGCAAUCCGGGCAGACAGCUAAGGACCCUGAGCGGGGACCCUCGCCCCAGAAUAGGUCUUUGGAACAAAAACUCCCCCUCCAAAGGCUGCCUUCUCAGGAGAACGAGCUCCCGGAGACGCCUUCAGUGGUUUUGAGCACAAAUAGCCCGGCCGCCCUCAAAGUGGGGAAGCAGCAGAUAAUUCCCAAGAGCCUGGCCUCAGAAAUUAAGAUAAGUAAAAGCAGCAGUCAGAAUGUGGAGCCCCACAAGAGACUCCUCAAGGUGCGCAGCAUGGUGGAGGGCCUGGGGGCGUCGCUGGGCCCCUCGGAGGACGAAGGCGAGGUCGAGAACGACCUGGACAGCCCGGGGUCUCUGCGGAGGGGGUUGCGGUCCACGUCCUAUCGCAGGGCGGUGGUCAGUGGCGUGGAUUUUGACAGUCCUACCACCUCGAAGAAGAAGAACAGAAUGUCUCAGCCGAUUCUGAAAGUGGUGAUGGAAGACAAGGAGAAGUUUUCCAGCCUUGGAAGGAUAAAGAAAAAAGUGCUGAAAGGACAAGGACCAUUUGAUGGGGAAGAAAAUGCUGUCCUGUACCAGAACUACAAAGAAAAGGCCCUUGACAUUGACUCUGAUGAAGAGUCUGAGCCCAGAGAACAGAGGUCGGAGGAAAAGAUUGUGAUCCAGCACAAGCCACUGCGGUCCACGUGGAGCCAGCUCUCUGCGGUGAAAAGAAAUGGAUUGUCUCAGACAGUUAGCCAGGAGGAAAGAAAGAGACAAGAGGCUAUCUUUGAAGUUAUAUCCUCUGAACAUUCAUAUUUACUCAGCUUGGAGAUCUUGAUACGAAUGUUUAAAAAUUCUAAAGAACUGAGUGAUACAAUGACCAAAACAGAGAGUCACCAUCUUUUCUCCAAUAUUACAGAUGUCUGUGAGGCAAGCAAAAAAUUCUUUACAGAGUUGGAAGCAAGACAUCAGAAUAAUAUCUUCAUAGAUGACAUAAGUGACAUUGUGGAAAAACACACGGCAUCCACGUUUGACCCGUAUGUGAAAUACUGUACAAACGAAGUCUACCAGCAGCGGACACUGCAGAAAUUGUUAGCCACCAAUCCAUCUUUUAAGGAAGUAUUGUCAAGAAUUGAGUCCCAUGAAGACUGUAGGAACUUACCCAUGAUCUCUUUCCUCAUUCUCCCCAUGCAGAGGGUGACUCGCCUUCCCCUGCUGAUGGACACUAUCUGUCAAAAAACACCGAAGGACUCUCCGAAGUAUGAAGUCUGUAAAAGGGCCUUGAAGGAAGUAAGCAAGUUGGUUCGACUGUGCAACGAAGGAGCCCGGAAGAUGGAAAGGACAGAAAUGAUGUACACAAUUAACUCCCAGCUGGAAUUUAAAAUUAAGCCUUUCCCUCUGGUCUCCUCUUCCCGGUGGCUGGUGAAGAGAGGCGAGCUGACAGCCUAUGUGGAGGACACAGUGCUUUUCUCAAAAAGGAUGUCCAAACAGCAAGUCUACUUCUUUCUUUUUAACGACGUGCUCAUCAUCACCAAGAAGAAGAGUGAAGAAAGUUACAACGUCAACGAUUAUUCCUUAAGAGAUCAGCUAUUGGUGGAAUCUUGUGACAAUGAAGAGCUUACUUCGUCGCCAGGGAAGAACAGUUCCACAAUGCUUUAUUCAAGACAGAACUCUGCCAGUCACCUCUUCACUCUGACCGUCCUUAGUAACCACGCGAAUGAGAAAGUGGAAAUGCUGCUAGGGGCUGAGACACAGAGCGAGCGAGCCCGCUGGAUAACCGCCCUGGGACACAGCAGCGGGAAGCAGCCUCCUGACCGAACCUCACUGACCCAGGUAGAAAUCAUUAGAUCGUUUACCGCCAAGCAGCCAGACGAACUCUCCCUGCAGGUGGCCGACGUGGUCCUCAUUUAUCAACGCGUCGGCGACGGCUGGUACGAAGGGGAGAGACUGCGAGAUGGAGAAAGGGGCUGGUUUCCGAUGGAAUGUGCCAAGGAGAUAACAUGUCAAGCCACCAUCGAUAAGAAUGUGGAGAGAAUGGGACGUUUGCUAGGACUGGAGACCAACGUGUAGCCUCUCUGGUGGCCUUUUGCGACGGCAAGAUUUGCACUGCAUCGCGGUGGGUGGGAUGGUCCUGGGCUGGUGUUCUUCUGAGUUUUUACUGAAGAGUUUUCCGGCUGAUUGGAUUAAAAGGAGGAAAACAUUUGCCUUUAAGCUUGCCAGGUGGUUUUGCUCUCUCGGGAGAAUGGCUAGUUCGCAAAGCCGGGUGUGCACACAACGAUCCUCUUGCAAACCUCUCGGCCAGGGGCCCUCAACUACGGCCCGCGGGCCACACGCAAAUACAGACAUUGUAUGUGUUCCCGUUUUGUUUUUUACUUCAAAAUAAGAUACGUGCAGUGUGCAUAGGAAUUUGUUCAUAGUUUUUUUUUUUAACUAUAGUCCGGCCCUCCAACGGUCUGAGGGCCCGUGAACUGGCCCCCUGUUUAAAAAGUUUGAGGACCCCUGCUAGGUAAACAGAGUAGCUGGGCAGGCAGUCCACAUGCGGGAUGCAGGGGCCUGGACUCCUCCCAGUUGCACUGCGUCUGGCAAUAAGACAUGUACAUACGAUGCUGUAUCCUGAUUCUCUAGCCUCACUUAACCAAGAAUGGGCUCUCGCUGUGUAAGCAUCUCCUUAUGUGGUUUUCCCAGCAUUAGCAGGAGUCUCUAUCUUGAAGGAAUGCUCAGUUUUGUAUAUACUUUUCCUGCUCUGACAUUUUAGGUCUGAUUAGAGUGCUGUGUGGAUUUCAAAAGAAACUGACAGAGUUCUGAAGGUGAGCAAAGUUUUUUUAAACCCUUUCCAGGGAAAGGGAAAUUGACACUUGAAUUGCUGCCACCUCUCUCCUGGUCAGCAGGGAAGGAAGGAGGCCUUACUUAUUUUUAAAAAAAUAUAUCCAUCGUACCCAAUAUUGGCCUAAGACAAGUAUAGCCUAAUAACACUACGCUACUUUAACAGCAUAAAAUUUAGAUGGUUCGCAUAUGUGAGAAAAGCUUAAAUAUAGGACAGUAAUCCCAACUGAGCUGAUACACGGACAUGAGGCGGCUUCGCCUUCAGUAAUGCAAGGUUUCUGACUGUUUCUCCUCCCACUCAUUUCCUAAUAGGAAAUGGGCUGACACACUUUAACACUCCCAAGGAAGAUCAGAUUUGGCCUUAAAAGGGACCGAGAAACCAGCAUGGUACUGAAUUGAAACAUAACAGUUUGCCUUUCAUGGGGGAACCCAUUUUCUCUGCACAAAGGCCUCCCUGGCUGGGUUUGGAGCCUCUCUUUACUGCAGGUGUCUGCAGAACUGCUUCCACUCGUGCAAGGAGAGGGAGGAGUCAUUUUAAAAGUGUGUUUCAGACACAGGGCGUAAGGUUUGGAAGAUUGAGAGUGGAGAGCCGAUCUGUACCACCAGCGAUGUUCGCUCUCUGCUCCAUUCUCUUCCACCAACGGGGAAAACCUGGCAAAGGAUGCAUUGUUCAAGGCCUCAGAUCUCUGUGUGACAUGCCCAGCUGCUGCCUGCCAACCAGUUACCCAAAUUGGCAGUAAAGUUGAAAAUAGUGCAGGAGGUAAGUACACUUGGCUCUCGUGCCCUGAGUCCUCCCACCUCAGCAGUGAGCCAGGGAGGAGCACCCUGGACCUUCUUGCCCUGAUGGCUCCCCUUUCCCUGUGCAUACAUUUCUGGGAAUAAAACACAUGCCAGGCCCUGAGUUCCUUGAGGUCAGGAAGUCACAGCAGGAGGCCACAGCAAGAGAUGUUGGGGACUGAGAAAAAAAGAAAUCUGUCUCCUUCCUCGUUAACGUCAGAGACUUUUUGAAGGAGAGGGGAACAAGUUGUAAUCUAAUCUAACCUGAUGUUUUCAUGUAGGAAGGAAGGUCAAUUUGUUGCUUGCACAGGGAUCAAUUUUGUGUUAUUUUUGCUAAUACCCAGACGCUAAAAAGCAACUAAACGAGUCCUGUGAAUUAAUUUAUAAGUAGAGAUGUCAAACAGCUUUGGAAAUAUGUGCAUCUUAUAAGUCAAAGCCGUAUUGAGCAGGCAGGUUAAUACUGCUGUUAGGUAUAGUGUUUUACAGGAGGUAUUUAACACAUUCACAGCGUGUGUCGUUUUUAUGCGACACAGUGCUGUUUGCCAACCUAGUUCAGGUUCUAGAAUAGCUUCUCUGAAUUGCACAAUUUCAUUCAGCGACCUGUGGAGAACAAAAAUACUCAUUUUUGUCCCAAUGAAUUGAGACUGCUUGUACACUUUCGACGAAACAUGUGAAUUGAUAAAGAUUUUGUAUAUACGUGUUCA
Messenger RNA from Myotis daubentonii (Daubenton's bat), 5408 nucleotides. It is a transcript of the gene ARHGEF26, whose product is annotated as Rho guanine nucleotide exchange factor 26. The record is from RefSeq and is a predicted model, not a curated record. NCBI's taxonomy places the organism in Eukaryota, Metazoa, Chordata, Mammalia, Chiroptera, Vespertilionidae. Gene Ontology annotation, molecular function: guanyl-nucleotide exchange factor activity; protein binding. Gene Ontology annotation, biological process: activation of GTPase activity.